AUGGCUGCAACUCAGGUAGGAUGGAUUGGCUUGGGGUCUAUGGGCAUCGGGAUGUCAAAGAACCUCCAAAAGCACCUUUCUAGCACUUCGGCACCACCACUCAUUUACACGAACCGUACGAUUUCCCGUGGCGACCCGCUCAAGGCAAUAGGAGCAGUCGCAGCGGAGAGCGUUGGCGAGGUGGCUAAAAAGAGCGACAUCAUCUUUUCAUGUGUUAGUGAUGAUGCAGCCCUUCGGCAUGUUGCCGAUGAGAUUGUGGCGUCGGGCAAUAUUAACGGAAAGGUGUACGUCGAUUGCUCAACUGUGCAUCCCGACACAUCGGUCGCAAUCUCAAAACAAAUUUCCGAAUCUGGAGCGGAGUUCGUCGCGGCUCCUGUAUUUGGUGCAUCGGCCGUGGCGGAGGCGGGAAAGCUCAUUUUCGUUACAGCGGGACCUUCAACAGCUACGUCAAGGAUCGUGCCCUAUUUAAAUGGCGUUAUGGGACGUUCCGUCAUAGAUAUGGGGACCGAAGUGUCAAAAUCGAGUCUACUCAAAAUCGCAGGCAAUGUCUGCGUUAUUUCCUUCAUGGAAGUUAUUUGCGAAGCUCAUGUCUUUGCCGAAAAGACGGGACUUGGCCCUGCAAUUCUUGAAAAGAUGUUGGGCGACAUGUUUGGGCCGAUAAUAGAAAGUUACUCAAAGAGGGUAACAACUGGUGCGUACGUGCCAGAGCCGGGCGGAAAGGCUGGAUUUGACGUGCAGCUCGCUAUUAAGGAUAUAAAACAUGCGCUGAACAGCGCUACAGCUGCUGGAACGUCCCUUGAAGUUAGCGAAAUCGCCUUGAAACACCUUCAAAAGGCGAAGAGUUUGGUGAGCGAUCGCCCGCUGGAUAGUAGUUCAAUCUAUGGCGCUAUAAGAACCGAAGCAGACUUGGAUUUCUUUUCGGACGUCUGUAAAAAGCGAGACGGAAUGGGCUCCGAAACAUGA
Messenger RNA from Hypoxylon trugodes, 963 nucleotides. Its product is annotated as 6-phosphogluconate dehydrogenase. Bases 1 to 963 code for a protein of 320 amino acids. The record is from RefSeq and is a predicted model, not a curated record. The transcript is spliced from 3 exons. Lineage: Eukaryota; Fungi; Ascomycota; Sordariomycetes; Xylariales; Hypoxylaceae. Gene Ontology annotation, molecular function: NAD binding; NADP binding; oxidoreductase activity, acting on the CH-OH group of donors, NAD or NADP as acceptor.